Drosophila takahashii is the source of this 1208-nucleotide messenger RNA. It is a transcript of the gene SamDC, whose product is annotated as S-adenosylmethionine decarboxylase. Gene Ontology annotation, cellular component: cytosol. The record is from RefSeq and is a predicted model, not a curated record. NCBI's taxonomy places the organism in Eukaryota, Metazoa, Arthropoda, Insecta, Diptera, Drosophilidae. Gene Ontology annotation, molecular function: adenosylmethionine decarboxylase activity. Gene Ontology annotation, biological process: spermine biosynthetic process; spermidine biosynthetic process.
UGUUUUGUUAUCAGACCCCGAUCCAUCUGUUAUUGUCGAGCUUGUCGAGCAGCAUGUUGGAAAGCGGUGAGCAUUUUUUUGAGGGAGUUGAGAAACUAGUUGAAAUCUGGUUCGAGGAAAGCUCCAAUAGCGAGAAUGAUCUGCGUAACAUUAGCAGAUCUGAUUGGGAAAACGUGCUGAGCAAUGUCAACUGUGAAAUAAUAAGUACUUCCAAAAACGAUGCUAUCGACGCUUUUGUACUGAGCGAGAGUAGUAUGUUUGUUUCCAAGCGACGAUGGAUUCUUAAAACAUGCGGAACUACAACUCCUCUCAAGUGCUUGGGCUUAUUGCUAAAACUAGCCGAGGCCAACGGCUUUGAUGUAGUAGCAGAUUUGUUUUACUCGCGAAAGAACUUUACUAGACCAGAAGUACAGAUAACUCCUCAUCAGGGCUUUACAGAAGAAGUUACUUAUCUGGACUCCAUUUUUCCGAAUGGAAGAUCCUAUUGUCUGGGCUCUAUGAAUCUGGAGUGUUGGUAUCUCUACACGUUUAGUCGUUCUGAUAUCAAAGUUUCUCCCCAACUCAUAACGGAUGAAAAAGAAGUUGACUCCGAACCCGAUCAAACUAUUGAAAUACUUAUGCAAGAUCUAGAUCCGGAAACCAUGUCGAUAUUUACCAAAAGCAAAUUCGAUAAUGCUCAUGGGGCCACUGUGAAAUCUGGAAUCGAUAAAAUUUUGCCAAGUAUGCACAUUGAUGAUUUUCUGUUCGAUCCCUGUGGAUAUUCCAUGAAUGGAAUUAAUGAUAAGGGAGAAUACAUGACAAUUCACAUAACUCCGGAAAAUAAGUUUUCGUAUGUGAGCUUUGAAACAAACGUUGCGCUCAGUAACUAUAGGAAACUUAUUAAUCAAGUUAUCAAUACUUUCAAGCCGGGCAAAUUUAUUGUAACUAUUUUUGCUAAUAAGUGCUCGUUGGCUUACGAAACCAUGAAGGAGCUGGAAGUAGAAUACUCCAAGGGAUCGCACUGGAAGCGAACGGACAUGCAAUGUUGCAACUUCCCAUCCUACAACCUUCUGUUUGCUCAAUAUUCAUACAAUGAGAAAAAUGGUGAUAAUAAUUGAAAUUCCAAUAUCAAUAGUAAUUGUGAUUGUUUAGCGUAUGUCUAACAAAAAUUAUUGUUCGUUUGUUAUUAAUUAAUUAAAGCAAAAGUCGAAUAAACGAUAAAAGGCUAA